Molecule: messenger RNA, 786 nt
Organism: Arachis ipaensis
Lineage: Eukaryota; Viridiplantae; Streptophyta; Magnoliopsida; Fabales; Fabaceae
Source: RefSeq, a predicted model, not a curated record
CAAACAUUCCUCCCUCCCCCCCCUUUUCGUUGAAUCUGAAAUCAAUGAACCCUAGGCUAUCCCCCCCCUUCCCAUUGCCUCACUCACAUCUCCCUAAUGGCAUCUGAUCUGAGAGACUAAGACAGAUCUCUUGAGUGUUGAGAGUUGAGUGUCUGAGAUCAAAAACAAAUUCAUCAAUCGGCCUCAUCAGUCACUGCCGAAUGUCGUCGUCACUCUCCGCAGCGUUGUCACUCUCCGUGGCGGCGUCACUUCUCCCGGCCGUCACUGCUUCUCCCCCCACCUUGCCGUGUUCGUUGUUAUAUUGGUCGUUUGUGGGUUGUGCUUCUUCUGCUUCUACUUCGUUGCUUUUGCUUCUGUGGUUUGUGGGUGCCUCACAUCGCCGAACCUUCAUUAGACGAGGUCACUCUCUGCGGCGUCGUUACUUCUCCCGGCCGUCACUGCUUCUCCCCCACCUCGCCGUCAGAAAGCUCAGCAACAAUUCAUCUUCUACCUCAGUGCUUCUGCUCCCUCAGAGAUUAUGAGUAGACGCUGGAAUCAAACAAUUUUAUAUUAUUUCAACAAUUGAACCUCAAAAGCGCUGCUAAUUCGCAGUGUUGUUCUGUUAUCCAAAUUUGGUAGUAGGUUUUAGGUUUAUGUGUUUAAAAUAAUAAUGCUGAAUGUUUGAUACACACAUUCAUAAUUCACUAAGAAGGUGUAUAUAACGCAAAUGCUGAAUGUAGUAGCAUAUAGUUGCUUUAAUGUUAUGUUCUUUGUAUUCCUUAGAUACCGUUUGUUAUCGGGAAAGAC